This is a messenger RNA of Opisthocomus hoazin, 2493 nucleotides long. Lineage: Eukaryota; Metazoa; Chordata; Aves; Opisthocomiformes; Opisthocomidae. The record is from RefSeq and is a predicted model, not a curated record.
AUGCCCACAGAUGCAGACUACGUGUUGUACAUCACAUCAAACUCAAGGCGGCUGGCAGAUUUUGCAGAGCUUGAAGGCAUCAACCAGACUGCCAGCGUAGGAGGGAGAUGCAGCCACAGCCCUGAGUGGGUGCUGCCGAAACAGUCCGUGACCCACCUCCGUGGAGCCCAGAACCAGCCAUGCGCCGCGUUCUCACGCCUGGACCCGCGGCGGGUGCCGUGGGGAGCAGCAGGCCAUGCCCUGCGUGCCCGCGUCCUGCGCACCAAGCCCGUGGAGUCAAUGCUGGAGGGUACGGGGACCGCUGCUGCCCAGGGUGCCAGGCUGGCCAAGGUCCUCACGACCCUCGACCUCAUCUCCCUUGGCGUUGGGAGCUGCGUGGGCACUGGCAUGUAUGUGGUGUCCGGCCUGGUGGCCAAGGAGAUGGCAGGACCUGGGGUCAUCGUUUCCUUCAUCAUUGCUGCUGUUGCCUCCAUCUUGUCAGGCGUUUGCUAUGCUGAGUUUGGCGUGCGGGUCCCCAAGACCACGGGCUCUGCCUACACCUACAGCUACGUGACGGUGGGGGAGUUCGUGGCGUUCUUCAUUGGCUGGAACCUCAUCCUGGAGUACCUGAUCGGCACGGCCGCAGGCGCCAGUGCCCUCAGCAGCAUGUUCGACUCGCUGGCCAACCACACCAUCAGCCGCUGGAUGAUCAACAGCGUCGGGACCUUGAACGGACUAGGGAAAGGAGAGGAGUCGUACCCUGACCUUCUUGCUCUGGUCAUUGCUGUCAUUGUCACGAUCAUCGUGGCCAUGGGGGUGAAGAACUCGGUGGGGCUGAACAACGUGCUCAAUGUCAUUAAUCUGGUAGUCUGGAUCUUCAUCAUGAUUGCUGGUCUCUUCUAUGUCAAAGGUGACAACUGGUCUGAAGGGCAAUUCCUGCCGUUUGGAUGGCCAGGGGUGCUCAAAGGGGCCGCGACGUGUUUCUACGCCUUCAUCGGCUUUGACAUCAUCGCUACCACGGGAGAAGAAGCAAAAAGUCCCAACACCUCCAUCCCCUACGCCAUCACGGCCUCGCUCGUCACAUGCUUGACGGCAUAUGUGUCCGUGAGCAUCAUCCUCACGCUGAUGGUGCCCUACGACGCCAUCGACACCGAGUCCCCGCUGAUGGAAAUGUUUGUGGCCCACGGCUUCUACGCAGCCAAGUUUAUCGUUGCCAUCGGGUCCGUGGCCGGCCUGACUGUCAGCUUACUGGGAUCUCUCUUCCCAAUGCCAAGAGUCAUUUACGCCAUGGCUGGUGACGGGCUGCUCUUCAGAUUUUUGUCCCACAUCAGUUCUUACACAGAAACUCCUGUAGUGGCUUGUAUCGUCUCCGGAUUCCUUGCAGCUCUGCUUUCCUUGCUGGUCAGCCUGCGGGACCUGAUAGAAAUGAUGUCCAUCGGCACGCUGCUCGCCUACACGCUGGUCUCCGUCUGUGUCCUGCUCCUCCGAUACCAGCCCGAGAGUGACAUUGAUGGCUUCGUCAAAUUCCUCUCCGAGGAGCACACCAAGAAGAAGGAGGGAAUCCUGGCCGACUGCGAGAAGGAGGUUUGCUCCCCAGGGAGUGAAGGAGAAGAGUUUGCUGGCCCACCGACCAACACAUGUGGGGCAAAAAAUCUGCCGUCGCUGGGGGAUAACGAGAUGCUAAUUGGGAAAUCUGAUAAAUCCACCUACAACGUGAAUCACCCCAACUAUGGCACGGUUGACAUGACCUCAGGGAUAGAGGCAGAUGAGUCUGAGAAUAUCUACCUCAUCAAGCUGAAGAAGUUGAUUGGCCCUCGCUACUACACGAUGAGGAUCCACCUCGGACUGCCAGGGAAAAUGGACCGCCCCACGGCAGCCACCGGCCACACGGUCACCACCUGCGUGCUCCUGCUCUUUGUCCUGAUGUUCAUCUUCUGCUCCUUCAUCAUUUUCGGGGCAGACUACAUCUACGAGCAGAGCUGGUGGGCUAUCCUCCUCGUCGUGCUGAUGGUCCUGCUCAUUGUCGUGCUGGUGUUUGUCAUCUUGCAGCAGCCAGAAAACCCCAAGAAGCUGCCCUACAUGGCACCUUGUCUGCCCUUCGUCCCUGCUUUUGCUAUGCUGGUGAAUAUCUAUCUCAUGCUGAAGCUCUCCACGAUCACAUGGAUCCGAUUCGCCGUCUGGUGUUUUGUGGGUCUGCUCAUCUACUUUGGCUACGGGAUGUGGAACAGCACGCUGGAGAUCAGCGCCCGGGAGGAGGCCCUCCACCAGAGCACCUACCAGCGCUACGAUGUGGACGUUGACCCCUUCUCCGUGGAUGAUGGCUUCUCCUGCACCACCGAGGGUGAGGGCUACCCAGGCUGGGGUCCCUCCGAGGACAAGGGCUUCUCAUACCAGCAAAUGGCAGGAGCAAAGGAAAGCCAUCGGACGAGUAGCAGGUCGAAAAGCAAAGGCAGGCACAAACCGCCGUCAGAGGCUCUCAUCGCCAAUGACGAGUUGGACUACUCGCCCGAGUAG